Elephantulus edwardii (Cape elephant shrew) is the source of this 1146-nucleotide messenger RNA. RefSeq names its product serpin peptidase inhibitor, clade B (ovalbumin), member 7 (gene SERPINB7). The transcript has 7 exons. The coding region runs from base 1 to 1146 and encodes 381 amino acids. NCBI's taxonomy places the organism in Eukaryota, Metazoa, Chordata, Mammalia, Macroscelidea, Macroscelididae. Gene Ontology annotation, molecular function: serine-type endopeptidase inhibitor activity. Gene Ontology annotation, biological process: negative regulation of endopeptidase activity. The record is from RefSeq and is a predicted model, not a curated record.
AUGGCCUCCCUUGCUGCAGCAAACGGAGAGUUUUGCUUCAACUUGUUCAGAGAACUGGAUAACAAUCAAGGGAACGGAAAUGCCUUCUUCUCUUCAUUGAGCCUCUUCACGGCCCUGGCGGUGGUCCGCUUGGGGGCCCGAGGGGACUGUGCAUCUCAGAUUGAUAAGGUACUCCACUUUGAUGCUGACUCUAGACAUGGAAAUACUUCUCAGACUCAGGAGCCAGGACUCCAAGCUCAGCUGAAAAGAGUUCUAUCUGAUAUCAACUCAUCCCACAAUGAUUAUGAACUCAAUAUAGCCAAUGGUAUUUUUGCAGAAAAGGUGUUUGAUAUUCAUAAGAACUUCAUUGGGUGUGCUGAGAAGUUAUACAAUGCCAGAGUGGAACGUGUUGACUUCACAAACGAUGUAGAAGACACCAGAUUUAAGAUCAAUAAAUGGAUUGAAAAUGAGACACAUGGCAAAAUCAAGAACAUCUUCCAGGAAGGCAGCAUUAGCUCGUCUGCUGUGAUGGUGCUGGUGAAUGCUGUGUACUUCAAAGGCCAGUGGGAAUCAGCCUUCACCAAGAGUGACACUCUAAAGACUUGCUUCAAAUCUCCUCAGUGUCCUGGGAAAGAAGUUCUCAUGAUGCAUCAAGAACAGAAGUUCAACCUGUCUGUCGUUAAGGACCCACCUAUGCAGGUCCUUCAGCUAAGAUAUCGUGGGGGCAUAAGCAUGUACAUCCUGCUGCCGGAGAGAGAUAUAUCCCAAAUUGAAAACCAGCUCACCUUUCGGAAUCUAAUGGACUGGACCAAUCCAAGAAAGAUGAGCUUUCGCUAUGUUGACUUGUUUCUUCCACGGUUCAAGAUAGAGAAAAACUACGAAGUCAAAAAGUAUUUAAAAGCACUGGGUGUGAAAGAUAUCUUUGAUGAGUCCAGAGCUGAUCUCUCUGGCAUAGCUUCAGGUGGCCGUCUGUAUUUGUCGAAGCUGACCCACAAGUCAUACAUAGAAGUCUCCGAGGAGGGCACCGAGGCAGCAGCGACAACGGGAACUAACAUUGUGGAGAAACAGUUGCCCAGCUCAGUGACGUUCAGAGCUGACCACCCAUUCCUGUUUCUCCUCCGAAAGGGUGACAUCAUCCUGUUCAGUGGCAAAGUCUCAUGCCCUUGA